AUGCAUUCAAAGAUGGAAGACGAAUCGUACCGUGUGCUCAGCAUUCAGUCUCACAUGGUCUCGGGCUAUUGUGGCAAUAAAGCGGCUGUUUUUCCUUUGCAAACCCUCGGUUUUGAUGUCGACAUUCUCAACACAGUGCAAUUCUCGAAUCAUACAGGUUAUCCAUCAUGGACGGGUGGUCGAUUGAAUGAGAAGGAUGUACAAGAACUAUUUGAUGGCUUGGAGCGAAAUGGAUUGACGGAUGCCUAUACCCAUAUCCUUACUGGUUACAUUGGCAACUAUGCUAUUCUUGAAACCAUUGAGCAUUUCGUACAAAAACUCAAGGCCACCAACCCCGAUCUCGUAUAUGUGUGUGAUCCUGUCAUGGGAGAUUGGGGUCGUCUUUAUGUUGCACAAGAAAUUGUCCCUUUAUAUCGUAACAUUAUGCGGAUUUCAGACGUUGCUACACCCAACCAAUUUGAGGCAGAAGUGCUUACCGAUAUCAAGAUUGAUUCACUUGCCACGGCUCGUCAAGCCGCUCAAAAAUUGCAUGAAUUUGGUGUGCCCAAUGUGGUGAUCACGACAUUGAAAUUGCCUAUUGUUGAUGUGCCGGAGGACAUUUUAUUGCCUGGUGCCACUGACAACUCGUUGUAUUGCUUCACAAGCCAAGCUGGAUCGACUCAGCAUUUGAUUUCUUUUCCUACUUAUCGUGGCUAUUUUACCGGCACUGGUGAUAUGUUUUCAGCUCUUGUGGUUGCACGCUACCAAGAACAACCUAAAUCAUCCCCUACUGCUUUGGCCGAUGCCGUGAAGCGUGUUGUAUCCACCGUGAAUGCACUCACUCGACGUACGUGGGAACAUCAAAAGAAGCAUCUCCCCAUGGUGAGCAAUGGUGCUGUGGAAGAGCUUGACGGCCGUCCAAGCGAUCCAGCUUUGGUUUAUACCUGUGAGUUGCAAAUGGUCAAGGGCAAAGCAGAGAUUGAAAACCCGGAUUUGGUUGGCAAGAAUGUUAUCAAGAUGACACAAUUGUAA
This is a messenger RNA of Lichtheimia ornata, 1011 nucleotides long. RefSeq names its product pyridoxal kinase. Lineage: Eukaryota; Fungi; Mucoromycota; Mucoromycetes; Mucorales; Lichtheimiaceae. The transcript is spliced from 7 exons. Bases 1 to 1011 code for a protein of 336 amino acids. Gene Ontology annotation, cellular component: cytosol. The record is from RefSeq and is a predicted model, not a curated record. Gene Ontology annotation, biological process: pyridoxal 5'-phosphate salvage. Gene Ontology annotation, molecular function: pyridoxal kinase activity.